AUGGCUCAGCCGGCUGUUAUUUUUCAGAUUCUCAAUGUGCCUCUCACCCCCUCUGACAUUCAGACUCCUGGCUGUCAUUUUCCAGAAGAUUUUGAGCGGGAAAGCGGCAGGGCGGGGCGGCGCGGUUAUUGGCCACGCGCUGGGAGCAGGGUCGCGCUCCGUGUCCUCCUCCCGACAGCUCCCACUCGCCUCAUUUUCUCUAAGCAGAGCAACUUCGCUGACAGCGGAGCUCACCCAGCAUGGAUGUUCCAGGUAACCACCCCCGACCUGCCCUCCCCUCCGCGUGCAAGCGCCUUCUGCGUGGAUUUUAACCAGGACUCUCGCUGGUCCAGAUCGAGGGAAAGAAUAUUGGAAGAGUUAAUGGGAGGCUGUGGGCGGCGAGGGGGCGGUUUCUCUGCGUGUCUCUGGGCUGGUAUUGAAAUGGCCGGUCUGCUUUCCUGGGAGGAGCGGGGACGGGGCAAAAGUGCAGAUGGGCGCGUAAGUUCGCAGAAACCUGCAGGGGCUGCUGCCCAGCCAGAAAGAGAGAAUCCCCUGGUGGCCCUGCUGCUGCUGCUGCUGCCCGCCUGCUGCCCCGUGCGGGCGCAGAACGACACGGAGCCCAUCGUGCUGGAGGGCAAGUGCUUGGUGGUGUGCGACUCCAGCCCGUCGGCGGACGGCGCCGUCACCUCCUCCCUGGGCAUCUCCGUGCGCUCCGGCAGCGCCAAGGUGGCCUUCUCCGCCACGCGGAGCACCAACCACGAGCCGUCCGAGAUGAGCAACCGCACCAUGACCAUCUAUUUCGACCAGGUAUUAGUAAAUAUUGGCAACCACUUUGAUCUUGCCUCCAGUAUAUUUGUAGCACCGAGAAAAGGGAUUUAUAGCUUCAGCUUCCACGUGGUCAAAGUGUACAACAGACAAACCAUCCAGGUCAGUUUAAUGCAGAAUGGCUACCCAGUGAUCUCGGCCUUUGCAGGAGACCAGGAUGUCACCAGAGAAGCUGCUAGCAAUGGCGUGCUGCUGCUCAUGGAAAGGGAAGACAAAGUGCAUCUCAAACUUGAGAGAGGCAACCUCAUGGGGGGUUGGAAAUACUCCACAUUCUCGGGCUUCUUGGUGUUUCCUCUAUAAACACAGAGCACCCUAGAUGGUGGGGGAAUGGCAAUCUGGACCCAGGAAUCCGCCCUUUAAAACACCCUGAACUUGCUGGAAUUGGGACACCUUGUUUCCAACCUCCAUCAGCCUGUUGCUGUAGAAGAAUGAUUUCCUCUGAAACCUCCAGUACUUUUGUUUUUGUUUUUUGGAAUAUUGACAAUUCCUCGGGAACCUGGCCUCUAAUUAGUUUUAGAUGACAAGGUCUUAAGGAGAAAUGAAAUUAUCGAUUUGAGCAAUUUGUACCUGUGAUUAUAAAGUCAAUAUCGGAUUUUAUUGUUGGGACCAUGGACCUCUUUUGUUUGUAUGUUAUAUUGUUGUCCCAAUGGAAGGAGAGCUCCUGAUUCCAGGAUGGACUGCAGGUUGCAGUCAGGGCUUGAAGCAGGAGCCCAACAAAGAACCACCUGAUGGACAGUCCUUGACAUGUGUUCUGUGUGCGUCUGUAUAGCCUUAAGAAAAAGAAUGGCUUCACUUUCAUUCUGUAUUCUUCCCCCCACCAUGUGGAUGGGAGGACUUGGGAGGGGGAUGGGGACAUUGUGAACCUGUCAAGAAGUGCUUUAUCCAGAGAAGCAAGUUUUGCACGAUUGGACUGCAGCUUUUGUUUUGUAUUGUUUGUGUUUUUUCUUGAAUAGCUUUACUUUUCUUUCCACACUCAGCUCUCCCUCCUCAACCCCACUUUUAUUUUUCUUGCUGGGAUUGGGGAGAGAAAAUAUAUGUUGAAUUCCUGGAUAAGACCAAACAAAACAAAACAUUAAAAUACCUGUAUGUUUUGUUUUAGACGAGACCAAACCAAACAAAAAGAAUCUGUUUAUCGAAGUAAAAAUAACACAAUGUACAAUUCGGCUUAUUCUCUCAAAGAGAUUCUAAGAUGUACCUUUAGAACUAUUAAUAGCAACCUGGAUUUUUUUAAAAUUUAUACUUCAGAAUGCUUUAAGAACCUGGUGUUCCUGGGUGGUCCUGAAUCGUAUAAGUUGGGAAUGGAAGCUGUAAUGACCAAGUCCCCUAAACAUACUGCUUCUUUGCCACGUGUGCUGUGACUUCUUAGCGGGUGUUUUAAUUUAUUUGGAUCCACCUCUGAGUGAGCACACAGUGAUCAGGUGCUUCGAAGCCAACAGACCAGCUCCUCUUCCUCCAGAUCCUCUUUUGAUCUGCCCAGGAAAGGGAUGCAUUGCCACUCUCCUGCAUGCACCUGGCGAGAAGCCACCUGGAAGUCACUGUGGUUAAAGAUAUUGGUGGAGGUACCCCAGGAGCACUGUUACAAAUCCUUCUUGUUUUGACACCUCUUACAACAACAUUAUUAAGACACAGCUGAGAGUUGAUGGGUGUGUAAUUCAUAUGCCAAGGAAAUGUCACUGAUCCCAAAGCAAUCAAAGAGGAGACCUCAAACCAGAUGUUAAUUUGUUCUUUGUGUAACAAUGUAACCAAAAUAUUGAUGAUGAAAGUCAUAAUUUAAGAUUCAGAAUAAAUGGGUUUGAUGUCUG
Molecule: messenger RNA, 2606 nt
Organism: Mandrillus leucophaeus (drill)
Lineage: Eukaryota; Metazoa; Chordata; Mammalia; Primates; Cercopithecidae
Gene: CBLN2
Product: cerebellin 2 precursor
Exons: 6
Coding region: 1-1104 (367 amino acids)
Molecular function (GO): protein binding
Source: RefSeq, a predicted model, not a curated record